Molecule: messenger RNA, 5370 nt
Organism: Parus major (Great Tit)
Lineage: Eukaryota; Metazoa; Chordata; Aves; Passeriformes; Paridae
Gene: ACVR1C
Product: activin A receptor type 1C
Exons: 8
Coding region: 202-1533 (443 amino acids)
Biological process (GO): cellular response to growth factor stimulus; protein phosphorylation; nervous system development
Cellular component (GO): activin receptor complex; plasma membrane
Molecular function (GO): activin receptor activity, type I; ATP binding
Source: RefSeq, a predicted model, not a curated record
CCAUUUAUUCCCUGUUCCCCAGGCCUGCAGUGCGUGUGCCAGCUGUGUGAACACACCAACUUCACGUGCCAGGGCCUGGUCCCCACAGCCCGGUCCCCAGGACCAUUUAUUCCCUGUUCCCCAGGCCUGCAGUGCGUGUGCCAGCUGUGUGAACACACCAACUUCACGUGCCAGACGGAGGGCGCCUGCUGGGCCUCGGUGAUGCUGACCAACGGGCGUGAGGAGGUGGUCAAGUCCUGCGUCUCCCUGCCCGAGCUGAACGCCCAGGUCUUCUGCCACAGCUCCAAGAACGUCACCAAGACCGAGUGCUGCUACACUGAUUUCUGCAACAACAUCACCCUCCGCCUGCCCCUCGCGUCCGAGGCUCCUGGCAGAGCGGCGCGGCGCUCGGCGGCGUUGGCGGUGCCGGUGGCGGUGCCGGUGUGCGCCCUGGUGCUGCUGGCCCUGUUGGGGGCCUGCACGGCCCGGGGCCGGCGGCACCGUGGGGCCAAGCCCCCCAACGUGGAGGAGCCCCUGUGCGAGGCCAGCCUGGCCAGCUCCGGGAAGACGCUGAAGGAUCUCAUCUACGACAUGACCACCUCUGGCUCGGGCUCCGGUCUGCCUCUGCUGGUCCAGAGAACCAUCGCCAGGACGAUCGUCCUGCAGGAAAUCGUGGGAAAAGGGCGAUUUGGCGAAGUCUGGCAUGGGAAAUGGUGUGGGGAGGACGUGGCUGUGAAAAUCUUCUCCUCCAGAGACGAGCGGUCGUGGUUCCGGGAGGCAGAGAUUUACCAGACGGUCAUGCUGAGGCACGAGAACAUCCUGGGCUUCAUUGCUGCCGACAACAAGGAUAAUGGGACGUGGACUCAGCUCUGGCUCGUGUCCGAGUACCACGAGCAGGGCUCCCUGUUUGACUACCUGAACAGGGGCACGGUGACGGUGGAGGGCAUGGUCAGGCUGGCACUCUCGGUGGCCAGUGGCCUGGCCCACCUCCACAUGGAGAUCGUUGGCACGCAAGGGAAGCCAGCGAUCGCACACCGGGAUCUGAAAUCCAAGAACAUCCUGGUGAAGAGGAACGAGACCUGCGCCAUCGCCGACCUGGGGCUGGCGGUGAAGCACGACUCGGUGCUCAACACCAUCGACAUCCCCCAGAACCCCCGUGUGGGCACCCGGAGGUACAUGGCCCCUGAGAUCCUGGACGAUGCGAUGAACACGAACAUCUUUGAGUCCUUCAAGCGUGCAGACAUUUACUCCCUGGGGCUGGUGUACUGGGAGAUAGCCCGGAGGUGCUCUGUUGGAGGAGUCACUGAGGAAUACCAGCUGCCUUACUAUGACCUUGUGCCUUCUGAUCCUUCAAUAGAAGAUAUGAGGAGGGUUGUCUGUGAACAGAAGCUCAGACCAAGUAUUCCAAACCAGUGGCAAAGCUGUGAGGCUCUGCGGGUUCUGGGCCGGCUGAUGCGGGAGUGCUGGUGUGCCAGCGGUGCCGCACGCCUCACCGCGCUGCGCGUCAAGAAGACGAUCUCACAGCUCUGCGCGCUCCAGGACCCCAAAGGCUGAGAGCGCUGGCCGCGGGACCGGAGGGGAAGGCGUUCUGCUGUCCAUCUUUGCACGUGUGAUUGUAUUUCUGUCUCUGUCUACCUCAGCUCGAUGGUUCCGUAGCGCGGUGCCCAGGCGGAACUCCGGCCCGGAGAGUUGUGCUGGGCCCUGGCGCGCGGCAGCCGGGACUCGGAGCUUGGGGUUGGUACAGCGAGCCCGUGACUUGCUUUGGGUUUUUGUGUAAAUCAGACACCGGUGAAUCCCAGGAAGGAGCUUGGAGAGUCGUGACAGUGUAAAAAUUCCUUUUGCUGUUGUGCUUUUCAUCCUUGUCAGCCUCAAAUGUCCUGGAAGUGUCUGGUGCUGGUUAACGCCUGUUUGUGGGAGAAACCUCAUGUUCUGUCCUCAAACCAAGUAAAAGACCAAAUUAACCCAGCCUUGCACCUUUUUUUUUCUUGCAGGGAUUUGAAAAGGGGUUGUCAGUAAAUGCUUUUUGAAUUACUAUAAUUAACCAAGCAAUUAGAAAAAAUGGAAAUUCCAAUAAGUGUGUGCACUGUGAACAAAGGCAUUGAGUCAGUUCCUUAUUAACAUUUAUUUUUAUAGCCUCAAUUUCACAUUCAAUACCAUGGUUAAAGUUUGAGUUGUUUUGCUCUGUCUUUUUUUCAUCAAACAGAUCAAUGAAGGGACAGAUUUUAAUUUCAGCAGUUGGUAGGAAAAAAAAAUAGAGGCAAUACUUUUCUCUUAGCUGUGAAGGGAUGGAACAGGAGAAAUUCUACCUAAACUGGGAAAAUAUUUUUUAGCAAUGUUUUUCCAAUCACUGGCAGAAUUAUUUUAGUGCCUUUUGAUGUAUUGGGGGGAAGCUUUAACAAAAGCCAAUACAGCCUGUUCAGAGGUUUCUUGCAGAAUUCCUUAACAGCACCAGGCUGGUGAUGAAUAUUAACAUUUCUGACCAGGUUUCCAUAAUAUCACAAAAAAUAAUAUCAGCAAAGGGAGUUGCUGUGUUAAAAUUCAACAAUGUUCUGGCAUUUUAUGAAUUUUGGGCCACUGAAUAUAACAUUGGAAUAUUUUUAAUAGGCAAAAUUAUGUAUUUUGUAGUCUUACGGUUUUGAAAUGUUUCUAAACCCUGCUGGCCCAAGGAAAUGAAUCCCAAAGAUGUUUCCAGAAUAGCAAAGCCUUGCAGAAAUCUGAUGUGGCCCCGUGGCUCCGUGGCAGGCAGCUGUUGGCUGAUCACAGUGUCCCAGAUCAGUCUCUGGGGACAAAUCCCUUGGCUGGAGCCCCUGCAGGGAAGAGCGUGUUGGACCUUUCCUGAGUGCGUGGUCAGCAGUGCCGUCACCCCCGGCCUCACCCUGACCUCCUCACCCUCAGGACUUUGUGGUGCUGGUGGCUGCUGCCUGCCCAGGGACAGCCUCUGGUGCAAUGUUCCCGUUUGCCCAGGGUUCAGUCACUCCUGCAGGCUCUGGGCUGUGCAGACACAUUUCCAUAACUGCUGCUCCUCCAGAGUGGUUUCUCAGAUAUCAUCACGAGAUAUCUGAGAUCCACGGCAGGCUGGAUGGGACCUGGAGCAACCUGGACAGCUGGAAAGGGUCCCUGCCCAAGGCAGGUAAAAAGGGACAGGCUUUAAGGUCUCUUCUCACCCAAAACCAUUCUGGGGUUCUGUGAAUCUGUUCCUCUGUGCUUCAAGUGCACGAGCUACCCCGUGGAGCUCAGGGAUGUGACUUUGAAGGCUGUUUGAGGGGUAAUCUUGGCACCUGCAUGAUCCAAACCUUGGUGCUCACUUGACUAUCAAACCUCGGAUCCAGAAUCUGUUCUUGUAGUAUGUACAAGAACAUACUUACCUUAAAAAAUCCUUAUCUUAAAAAGGAAGAAUCAAAGCUUUAUUUUUUUAAGUGGGAAAAGAGUUUCAGUUUUCAGUUUCCCCCCUGGAGUCUCUGAAAAUUGUUGGCCAGCCCAGUUAUUUGGACCAGACCCUCUUGGUGCCUGGCUGGGAAGAGUGGGUGGAGGAUGCUCAGGCUCAGCUACUCCUCACACAGGUCACAGCUGCAGCCCUGGACGUGCUUUAACCUUUUCCCUGGACAUAUCUCUUGGCAUCUGACAUUAUGGUCUGUUUGCCCUGGCUUUUCACCUAACUCAGUAUUUUUGCACUGGUUUUCUUUUCUCUUGCUGUUGAGAGGUGAAUGUACAUUUUGAUGGACUAGAGUUGGACAUAACUGAGCCAAGGGGCUGAUGUUGUUGUACUGAGCUCUGAAGUGUUUGUAAACUCUACACUCCUUUAGAAAAACUCCAAAGAACCCUUGUUUUAGUUGCCUUUCCCCUCCAUGUGGGUUUGUCCUGUUCUAAUUUAAGCACAGAUAUUAUGCCAAGACACUUCUGUGCAGUCUAGGGAGGCUUAGGUUUCCUCAGAGGUUACAACAUUCCUCAUAAUCUUCAUUUAAAGCACAAGUUCUUAAGAUCAUGAAAAUUUUCAAGGUCAAGGAUGCUCGAAACCUGCCACCACAUUCAGCCUCUCUUAAUUGAUGCUUCUAAAUGGGGGGAGUUACCAAUAUUUUAUAAUUUGCUUCUAAUAACAAUCUAAAGUUUAAUGUAGGGAUUAUGCACUGGAAGGGAAAGUUAAUUAAUGUUUCCUGUAGCACCUAAUUUUUUUUGAGUUACUUGAACUGCUGCCCCCAGACACUCCUUGAGAAAUUCAGGCUGUAAUCUCCUCUGCUCUUCCCUACUUUUAUAAUUUGCACUUAAUCAAGCUCAUUCCCUCACAUGACACUCUAAAGAAUCCUACAAUAUUUUAGUCAUUGCAAUGUCACUUUUUUGCUGGUACUAGAUUCAGGAAUUGUAAAUAAAUGAGUUUAGAAAUGUGCCCGGUCCCUCGAAUGUGUCUGGGCUUUGGGCAGGGACAGUUCUGCCCAGUCCCUUCUGCCCGGAGCUCCUGUGCCAAGGGUGGCCUUGAGGCUGUCCCCAGCUCCCCCUGGCUCGUGGGAAGGAGGUGUUUGGGUUUUGCCUGGGGACAAUGGCACAGGACAGGGACAGGGGUGACACUGGGGCUCUGCCUGGGGCGAGGACAGGGCUCUGGCUGUGGCAGGUGUCUCUGCUGCCUCCUUUGGGCACACGCCUGGAGAGGCACAAACCCGUUUUUUUGGGUUUUUGCUGCUCAAACCCCCUGCUGUGGGUCAGUGGGGUCACGGAUGUCCUUGGGGUGUCCUUGGGGUGUCCUUGGGGUGUCCUUGGGGUGUCCCUGGGGAGCUCUGGGCCAGCAGCUGGGUGCCCCAGCAGCACUGCAAGCGUGUCCCCUCCUCUGUCCAUGUGUCUGCUCCAUCCCCAGGGGCUCUGGGACCCCAAAGCCCCAAGGCUUUUAGGGAAACCUGUCCAUGUUCUGCUCUGAUGGGCAGAACAAUACUUAUGAAUGUACAGGGAAUAAGCAUUGAGGUACAGUAUAUUUCUACAGAAUAUAAGAAAUGUGCAAUAAGUUGUAACUUACACUGAAUGUAUUUUUGGCAGAAAUGGACCGGAUGUAUUUUGAAUGUAGCCAUGACAUUGUGUCUAAGCCUGCUGUGCUUCUCAGUCUCUAAGAAAAACCUGUCAUGCUUUGUCAAUUUACAAACCACUUCCUGAGUUGUCUGUUUUUAAAAGAAGCAUUAGUAUUUUAUCUGGAACACUGUAAUAUUUCUGAACUAAGUAUAGCAGUGCAGCGCUAACUUCAACCCUCGUGUUGUGAAAUACUGUGUACACUGCAGAGUUAUUUUAAAACUAUUGCUAAAGUUAUUGCUUGAUAUUGCAGCUGCCUGGAUGUAAAUAAUGGUUUAGCUGUUGUAUUUUGUAUGCAGAUUUGGGGAAGACGUGGCAAUUUUAAUAAAUUCAGCAUCCUCUGCC